Molecule: messenger RNA, 823 nt
Organism: Umbelopsis ramanniana AG
Lineage: Eukaryota; Fungi; Mucoromycota; Umbelopsidomycetes; Umbelopsidales; Umbelopsidaceae
Exons: 7
Coding region: 277-804 (175 amino acids)
Biological process (GO): spindle assembly
Cellular component (GO): HAUS complex
Molecular function (GO): microtubule minus-end binding
Source: RefSeq, a predicted model, not a curated record
AUGUAGCCCUACAGAGUUCCUGAAUCAACUAGAAGAUUUCUUGUUCUCGGAAGAACGCGAAACCCAUAUUCACUCGAUCAAAUAUUGGCUUCAGAAAGUUUGCGAUAUCUGCUGGAAAGAGAGUAUGAAAAUAGCAAUGGACUGGAGGAAAACGAAGACAUUGAAUUCAAAUUUUCAGCAGUAGCUUUGAAGGAGAUAGAUCAUCGAAUACAGAAGAAGGGAGAAAAGAUUUUGCAGUUGGGCCUGGUUGGCAUUGCACGACGAGAAGACUUGGAUAUGAAUGUCGAAAAUGAAUCUUUAAGUAGCAAAUUGGACUGGAUUGAGAAUACUAUCAGAGCUCAAAAAAAGGAACUAUCCAAAGCAAAGCACUACAUGACAAGUGUGCGACAAGAACUAGCGAAUGACAAUAUUGACGGCUUUGAGGAAAUAUACAAGACAAUGAACGUUAUGGUUGAGUUGAUAUCAGAUGUCAUCUUGAGCAAGGAGCUGCACAGAUUUGAUGUAUUCGAAAAAUAUAUGGAAACGCUAACAACGUCGUUAACAUUGAAACUGAGUGUAUUGGAUGCUACCAUUCAUCUGAAAACAUACGAUAAAGACACAGUGCGGGCACUACAAGUCAUCAGAUCAUCGUUGGAAACACAGCACAGUGAAAUUAAAGCAAAGAUAGAUGAGAUUGAAAGUAAGAUGGAGGCAUAUCAUUCACAGGGACCAGAUUUUAAAGAGAUAGCUAUUGCAUACGCCCAAGUGAUUUCCAAGAUCAAAGAUACAAAAGAACAUAUAGCACGAAUAAACAAUCCAUACUGAAAGAAACAAUCUACUCCCA